Molecule: messenger RNA, 11195 nt
Organism: Sarcophilus harrisii (Tasmanian devil)
Lineage: Eukaryota; Metazoa; Chordata; Mammalia; Dasyuromorphia; Dasyuridae
Gene: KCNN3
Product: potassium calcium-activated channel subfamily N member 3
Exons: 8
Coding region: 415-2598 (727 amino acids)
Biological process (GO): potassium ion transmembrane transport
Cellular component (GO): plasma membrane; neuronal cell body; neuron projection
Molecular function (GO): small conductance calcium-activated potassium channel activity; calmodulin binding
Source: RefSeq, a predicted model, not a curated record
AGAUGUGGUUGGAGAGUUGAGCCAAGCCAAUGAGACCAGCCGCUAAUAAGUGGGUUUGGCUUACAAUGUUACAGUGGAAGGAGGAGAAGCAGAGGAAAGCUAUAGAGCCUCAGCCGAGUGGAGCUGACCCUUGCCUGAGACUCUUCUAAAGACCACCUCCAGAGGCAGAGUUCUUCCCCCCACCCCAGCUCCUCUUCCUCCCCUUCCCACUACAAUGCAUUCUUGACUGGCAGCAUCCGGACUCUAGGCAACCCCAGAGAACCGAACCAAGCCAAAGAAAAGAGGAUCAGAGCCAAGACACUCUCUCUGGCUUGGGAUCUCGGAUGCCGGUCUUUCUUUGAGGAAAAUCUCCCGAGAGAGAGAGCAGAAUUGGGGUGGGGGGGUUUGUGGAAGGGAAUCCAACCAAUCCCCAAGAUGGACACUUCUGGGCACUUCCAUGACUCUGGGGUGGGAGACUUGGAUGAAGACAUGAAGUGUCCCUGUCCAUCUUCGGGGGAUGAGCAACAGCAGCAGCAGCCACAACAGCCACCACCACCGCCACCUCCACCGCCGGCCCCGGCACAACUGGCCCCUCAGCAGCAGCAGCCGCCGCCGCCGCAGCAGCCGCCGCCGCCGCCGCAGCAGCCCCCAGCACUGGCACCCCAAUCUUCGAGGCCCCUCACCCAGCUCAACCAACUCCAGAGCCAACCUCUCCAUCACAGCUUGCUGCACUCUUCUCCCACCGCUUUCAGGGCCCCACCUUCCUCCAACUCUACCACCAUCCUCCACCCUUCCUCUAGGCAAGGCAGCCAGCUUAAUCUGAAUGACCACUUGGUUGGCCAUUCUCCAAGUUCAACAGCUACAAGUGGGGCCGGAGGAGGCUGCAAACACAGACAGGCGAGCCCACUGGUCCACAGGAGAGAUAGCAACCCUUUCACGGAGAUAGCCAUGAGCUCGUGCAAGUAUAGUGGUGGGGUGAUGAAACCCUUGAGCAGGCUAAGUGCCUCCAGGAGAAACCUCAUAGAGUCCGAGCCCGAAAGCCAACCCCUCCAGAUCUUUAGCUCCAGCAAUCCACCCGAGAUUGUCAUCUCUUCCCGGGAGGAUCACCAUUCCAAUCAGACCCUGCUCCAUCAUCCAAAUGCCACCCACAACCACCAGCACUCCGGCACCAGCAGCAUCAGCACCUUCCCCAAGGCCAAUAAACGGAAAAACCAAAAUAUCGGCUAUAAACUGGGACACAGGAGAGCCUUGUUUGAAAAGAGGAAACGGCUGAGUGACUAUGCUUUGAUUUUUGGGAUGUUUGGCAUUGUUGUUAUGGUGAUAGAGACCGAGCUCUCUUGGGGGUUAUACUCAAAGGAUUCCAUGUUUUCUUUGGCCCUGAAAUGCCUUAUCAGUCUGUCCACCAUUAUCCUUCUGGGUUUGAUCAUCGCCUACCACACACGGGAAGUCCAGCUCUUUGUGAUUGACAAUGGCGCAGAUGACUGGAGGAUAGCCAUGACCUACGAACGCAUCCUCUACAUCAGCCUGGAGAUGUUGGUUUGUGCCAUCCACCCUAUCCCUGGUGAAUAUAAAUUUUUUUGGACAGCCCGCCUAGCCUUCUCCUAUGCUCCUUCCAGGGCUGAGGCUGACGUGGACAUCAUCCUUUCUAUCCCCAUGUUCCUCCGGCUCUACCUGAUUGCCCGAGUUAUGUUGCUGCAUAGCAAGCUCUUUACAGACGCCUCCUCACGAAGUAUUGGGGCACUAAACAAAAUCAACUUCAACACACGGUUUGUGAUGAAGACGCUAAUGACCAUCUGCCCUGGGACAGUGCUUCUAGUGUUCAGCAUUUCUCUGUGGAUAAUUGCCGCCUGGACAGUACGAGUCUGUGAAAGGUACCACGACCAACAGGAUGUAACUAGUAACUUUCUGGGUGCAAUGUGGCUUAUCUCCAUCACAUUCCUUUCCAUUGGGUAUGGGGACAUGGUUCCUCACACAUACUGUGGAAAAGGUGUCUGUCUUCUCACUGGCAUCAUGGGUGCCGGCUGUACUGCGCUAGUGGUGGCUGUGGUUGCCAGAAAGUUGGAACUCACCAAAGCCGAGAAGCAUGUUCACAACUUCAUGAUGGACACUCAGCUCACAAAACGGAUAAAGAAUGCUGCAGCUAAUGUCCUUCGGGAAACAUGGCUUAUCUAUAAACACACCAAGCUACUCAAAAAGAUUGACCACGCCAAAGUCCGGAAACACCAGAGGAAGUUCCUCCAAGCUAUCCAUCAGCUGAGAAGCGUAAAGAUGGAACAGAGAAAGCUGAGUGAUCAAGCCAACACCCUGGUAGACCUUUCCAAGAUGCAGAAUGUCAUGUAUGACUUAAUCACAGAGCUGAAUGACCGGAGUGAGGACUUGGAAAAACAAAUUGGCAGUCUGGAGUCUAAACUAGAACAACUCACUGCCAGCUUCAAUUCCCUCCCCCUGCUCAUUGCGGACACCUUGCGUCAGCAGCAACAACAACUCCUCUCAGCCGUCAUCGAGGCUCGGGGAGUGAGUGUAGCAGUGGGAACCCCCCACACGCCACUCUCCGACAGCCCUAUUGGGGUCAGCUCCACUUCUUUUCCCACCCCUUACACAAGCUCAAGCAGCUGCUAAAUAAAACUCCCCACACAGGAAGGAUUGCCGACAGGUCUUAAGAUGCAAGUCAACUUUCUCCUGGUCUUUCUGUCAUCACAGGAACAUUCAGGCUGAGUGGACAUAAAGAAUAAGAUUGAACUAGUUAACAAACUCAUGUUCAUUCAGAGUGCUUGGUUCGAUAUGCCUUGAAAUCAGAAAUCGAAUCUCUGUUUAGGUGCCUAUAUAUAGAAGAGGGAAAGAGAAAUGAAAGGAAGCCAAACAUUUGACAGGGCCUUUGUUGCAGUGUUUGGUGGAAAACAGAAAUCCAUGCUCAAUCUCAGGUCUUCAAUUGUUUCAGAGGGUGAGGAGGAUAAAGAGAGGGAGAAGGAAAUAAAGGGGGGGGAGCGAGGGAGAGGGAGUGAGAGUGAGAGAGUGAGAGCGAGAGAAAAUGAGAAUAUAAAAACUAAAGAACCAAUAGAAAAGCAAGUAGGGGAAAAAUAUUCCACUCCACUGAGUAUCAACCUUGGGCUUUGUGUUAUAACUAAAAGCCUCAUCUACCACUCUGCUCUUUUUCUCUAGUCUAAGAAGAUCUCUCUAUAUGACAAAGAUAGGAAAAAGAAGUACACAGUUUGCCAAAAUACAGACACAAUCAUAGAACAUCAAAGCUCUUAUUCCUUACAUAGGUUAUUAAACCCAGUGCAUGGUAAAUGAGGUCAUGUAAGAGACUUUUCCAAUCUAAUAUAAAAACUUAUUUAUAAAAACCAACCAGUUCCUGCCCAUGUGCCCCUAAAUUCAAGCCAUUCCUUUUCCACUGGUGAUGUGUCCUGUUCAGGCAUCACUUUUUAUCAACUAUUCUUUCUUUGUGGCCAUAGGUCCCCUCCAAACCUUACAGGUUGCUUUUGCCAUAGGUAUGUACAGUGCCUGUUACGAGUUGAAUACCAACUUAAAAAUCUUGGCUUUCUGGAGUUAAAAAUAGUAUUCUGAAAAUAGCUGCUUUGGUAGGGUUUAAUCUGCUAUCCAAACAAUCUGAGAUUCAUUGGUAUUAUAUGGUGAUGAGUAUACCACAGAUAUUUAUGGAGUCAUGGCUCAGAUUGAGUUUCACCUGGGAAGGCUCAUUGAACUUAUGUCUACCCCACUUCAAGUUUCCUAAGCUAGCUGAGUGAUCAAACGUUUCCUCAUCCCAGAUUCUGUGACAGUGGUAGCAUUUAUGAUGAGAGGUGUAUGAGGUAGCUUAUAAAUGAAGUAAAGGUCAUUCUAAGAUGGUAGCUUUGGGGAAAGGAAGAUGGCUCAUAAAGGAAAUUCUUUGAGGAAAAAAAAAACCUUAAGUGAGUGUUGACUAAUGUAGAUCAAUGACUAUAUGUUUCUGAUGCCACUUUUUAAUCUUGGUACAAAAUCAUGUGGCUUGCACAACUGAAUACUUUAAAGGAGACUUUAGAACUGCUAGAAAGACCAGCAAGCCCUGAUCAAGCCCACUACCCUGAGCGGUGAUACCAGUCCCAAAACCUUUUACAUCACCCUAAUCUGACCUCUCCAAAUUUUGCCAGAUGAAAAUAAUCUUGUAAUUUGCUGCUUUAAUUGUGAGGAGUUUUUAACUACUAUAUGGUAUACUUCAUCUGUUUAAAUUCAAGCAAAAGAACACUGUAUCUUAGUGGGUAGCAGUUCUGCUGGGUUCUGAUAAAUUGUUACCACUCUAAGGUAAAUUAUGUAAUGCAUCCAGCUACAGAAAUUUGCUUCAUUCUUUUUCUGUCACACUGGGCAUGGUCUUCUAAAGUCUUUUAAGGAAGUGUUCAGUUGACAUAGGUGGAAAUCUAUAGUUCAAGACAACUUUUGAAGGAAGCCUUGGUCUGUAGCCUGAUCUGCUUCCUCUAAGAACCUUUCCUGGUUUCCUCUUUAAGACUCCUUUUAACAUUGUCAGUUAAUUGAUUUGCAUACCACAGAUACCAAACUUACUGGGUUUUUUUUAAAUUAUUAUCUAUCACUUGUACCAGGAAAUGCAGCAUGGCAUAGUCAGAAGACCUUGUUUCCAGUCCCACUUCUGAUACUUGUUGUGUGGUCCUGGGCAAGUUGAUUUCUUUGCUUCUAAGGCAACACCUUAAAUCUAUAAAAUUACAGAUGGAUAGCUGGUAGGGUCUAAGAAGGAAGUUCCCAAUGAGGAAAUCAUAAGAACCUGAUCUAUCUCAUGCAUCUAUUUCUUUGAUGUUCCUAGAGCAAUGUUUGUUGCUAUUUUCAAUGAAAAUUCAGCAGAACAUAAAAAUGGAUGUUUAAACAGAUGAAAUAACCAUGGAGUUACUUUGUGAUUUUAUCAUAUUUCACCAAACAGUGGCUAAUAAUUGUAGAAAUCUACUUGUCCAAUGUGGAUUCCAAAACCAUAGUCCUUAGCUACUGGGUCUCAGUUUAACCCUUUCAUUGAUAAUGCAAUCCCUUCUCAACAUAUCUGGAUUACAAGGAUCCAGUUUUGUAUUAACUUAAGAUGUUGCAUGUUAAAUUCUGCUACCCUUCCUCUAUCCCACCAAAAUUAUACACAGACUAUCUCUUCUCAGUCAAUCUGUGCAUAAUUGUUCAUGUUUUAUGGGACCUCUGGCCAGCGAUAAACCUGUGCAAACACUGGUGACAACACAAAUUUGCAACACCUUCUACUUCAGGGGUUAAUCUGAGUUGCUUCCAGUGUUAGUAGCCAUGGGUACUCUGGAAACACAAGGGCAUUUGAAGCAUAAAUUGAGCCUAUUGUAGUGCAAUAGAGAAGCAUGAUUUUUUUAUCCUUGCCAAGUUAAGGCUCUUCAGAAGAUGAGCGUUCUGAUCUGCAUACUAAUAUUGUCCUGCUUCGAUUGGAAGAUAGUUUCUAUAUACUAACACUGAAGAUGUCUGUUAGGAAACUGCCCUUUUUCAUACAAGUACAGACAAGUCUUGAUGACUUAGGUACUGAAAAUCCAGUGUGCAGAUUAUUCAGGUUUUAUAUUUCUCUUUUUCCCAGGGUCCAUCUUCUGGUGUGCCUCUGCUCAUUAGCAAUCCCUUCAUGCCUUGAGUAUUGGGGCUAGGAGAAGAGUGACUUCCAAACUUUCUUCUUCCCUCAUUGUUCUAAAGUUUGAUGGGUGGAAGAGAUUGCCCCUUCAAGAAUUGGCUGUAUUUGAAAAAUACUAAGUUUCUCCAGCACUGGGUAGCUAACUAAAAUUCAUAUCCAUUCAGAAUAGCUUUACUAAGUAGUGGAAUUCUCUAAUCUUCUGAUAACUCAGUGACAAAUCCAAUAAUGCUGCUUUUCUCUAGAACUUCUAGAUAUCAGUAGAGCAGAUACAGACAUGCCACAAUGGAUUGCUUAAGCCAUAUUAUGUACUGUAAAGUUGGGGGUGUACUACUGUGAUUCCUUAGGUUCCCUCAUGUCAGUGGAAUUUCAGGACAUAGCUCCAGUUUUGUAGUUCAAACCCGGUCAGGGGCCUUCUCCUCUUUAGGUCAAGUUCAGAUGGAAACUGGUAUCUUUGUCUUAAAGAUACCAUCUUUUUUUUCUUUACCUAUACAUUUUCAUAAAUUGCUUCUCACCUGUUCUUGCCCCUCAUGACAUGUUAACUUCAUAAUGUCACUAUAUCUGUAGGGCUGUUUAGUGCUGUCUAGAAUACAGCAAGAACAGUUGCAUCUGAGAACACCAUUAAUUUUCUGACCUUGACAGAGAUAAAGAGAUGGUAUAGCAAUAUUUUCCUGUAGCACGCAGAAAGGGAUAGAAAAAAAGUGGAAAAAAUAGUGGAAGAAAAAAUACAUUUAAAAAAUGGGAGAUUUUUAAUCUCCCUCUCUCUUGUAAUUGUUGUAGCCAUAACAAGCUAUUAAGUAAGAAAAGGAUAUUUGAGCUAGAAAGAGAAGAUUAGAGAUCAAAAAUAAACUAAUUCUAUUUUGUUAUUCUAAGUACCUUAACCAAGUCAGUAUCUCAUUCUCUGUAUUGGUAAAUAUGAAGAUAAUGUUUAAUAUUCUCCAUGGCAAAGUAUUACACAGGAACAAAAUGUAAUCUCUGAGGUUCAAGUUAAUUAACUGGUUAUGUUUGAUUUCCACCUGUUUUUGGCACACUGAAAUGCAACAUAGCCAGGAAUCGCUGAAAAUGAUGGUGGUGAGGGGUGUUUAAUGCCAAAACACUAAAAUCAGCUCAAACAGGAAUGUAUAAUUAGUAAUAGAAUUGGUGGGAAGAAAAUUGGGGGCACUAAUGUGAAGUUCCAGGACUUCUCUCCAUGAUCAUUUUGUAAAUCAAUGAACAGCUUAACCCCAAAUUAGCAACAUUACUGAGUCCCCAAAGUAAACAGUAUCCUGUCCCACCAUAAUGCUGGGAAGUAAUUGUAAGAUACUGCAAAGUAAUUACACUGCCAAGAGGUUGUGACUUCCCCAUCCAUAAUGUCCCUAGUUUCUACAAUGGCUCUUUUUUUAGGUUAUCAGAACCAAUGCAAGUGAUAGUUAUCAUUCUGCUGUGCCUAUUUACUCCUCACUGUGUUAUGUUUCAGUACCUUAGACAGCAGCUUGAUUCAUUUAUUCCUAGGCAUCCUUUUUUCCCCCUUGCAUCUACUUGGUGACACUCCAGACAUUCUUCCCCCUCCUUUUUUCUUGCUACCAAUGUAAACAUUAUGGAAAUAGGAUCAUUGGUGCCAUUAAGAAAGCUAUAUAUAGUUAUUCUGUGGGGAUAUUCAUAUUAACUGUCUGUUUUUGAUAGUUGAAUAGCAGGCAAAAAGAUAAUCAGCCUGGGUGUUACUAGAGAAACAACAGGAACAGAAAUCAACUUUAUGGUCCUGUCAAGGAUCAGAAGUGAAAUAUAGGUUGUGAAAUAUAGGUUUUUUUCCAAUGACACAUACUGAUGACUCCUUAAAAGAACUCAAUCUAAUGGUAUAAAAAAAAUGAACUGUGAUCCCCUAUCUUCCUCCUGCUUCCCUUUACCCUUUUACUAGAAACAAUAGCUUGAACUGGCAUUUCCUCUGAACAACCCAUCAUAAAAAAGUCAACAUAUGACCUCCAGAUCUAGGUGCCAAAUGCCCCUGAGACAGUUGUUUACAUACAUUACAAAUAGUCAUGGGCAAGGACCACAUAUUGAAAUAGAAUGGAAGAAAGGAAGGAUUGGGCCUAGAAAAGCUGAUGGGGAAAAAAGCACAAGCUUCAGCUCAAACAUCCAGUUAUAAUCCCAAAGAGAAACUGACAUUUUAUAGAUACACACACACACACACACACACACACACACACAGCAGAAGCAAACCACACAGGAAUCUGAUAAAAAUAACUGACUUCCAGUUUUACAGCAGAAGGGGAAAUAAACAUUCCCUAGUUUUGAAGCUGUAUAGGUUGUCUCAGUUUGUUCAUUUCACCCAGGACCAAUUCAUUUCCAUCCAAAACAUUUCUUAAUAUGGCAAAGAUUCCAUUUGGGUCCCAAAAAUUCUAUUUUGCAUUGGUCACAAAUGAAAACAACAGAGAGAAGAAUGAUAAUGGAGACAACAUUUCCUUUGCAAACUCAAAAGAAACUCAUGUUUCUAUUCAGAAUUAGACAAUAAGCUUCAAUAUGAAUUUGCAUCUUGCCUCUGUACUGCUUGCUUUAAAAAAAAAAGAUAGGAGAAAGCAUAAUAGUUUAUUUUACCUAUGAAAUAUAUUGCUAUAUUAUAAAUGAUAUUAUAACUUUCAAUUAAUAUUUUGUAUCAACCUAGUCUUUUAGCAGGUCAGAGUGUCCACCUGCUCUCCAAAUGACUGUUUCUGAGUACACAUCACUGUAACCAAUUGCCCAACAUUUAGACAGUCUCAGUACAACAGCCUUCAGAACUGCCAUACCCUUCUAAUUCUCCAAGGUCCUUAGUGUCAGAGACAAAAGAACAUUAUUCCUUCCUUAGAAUCUGAAUUUAAUCCCAAUUUUAACAAGCCAUUACAAAAAAAAUUCUAAAAAGCCAUCUCUCUUGAGUAACUCUAUAAAACUAAUUUCUGUUGCUCUGUAAUUGGGUGAAGGCUGGGAUUGGGGGAGAAAUGAACCUACUUAUUACCUAUUUCCAAAAACCCAAUUACACAAUCCAUAUCCAUCUUCAGCUCAGUCAGUCUAUCUUUUUUUUCCUGUGGACAUGCAGGAAAGCUAACAAAAUUAGCAGCAUUAUUUCUCUUUCCUGAGCUUCAGGGGACUUUGACUUCUGUGAAUGCACCAAGGGGCUAUGUGAACAAGGAGAAUGAUGAUUCUCAGUUUCUGUGAGAACCAAGUUGGAAGCCAAGCAUGAAAAGCUACUUCUCUGGAGCUGGUGACAACCUAAAGAUAGACAGGAACAAGGUUUGGGUGCCCUUUUAUUGAAGAAAUGAAACAACUCUGCCAGUAGAAUGGCAGGGGGAGGUAACAACUUGUAUAAUGUAUGCCAGCAGAAACAUUAGCUUUCUUCCACUGUUACCUUUUACUCUAUGGAUACUUUUUUUUAACUGAUGAGAUAAAAAUAAGGGGAAAGGAAAAGUUCUGUAGGGAAGCUGGGUCACCUCUCUGGGCCUCAGUUUCCCCAUCUGUAAAAUGAUGAGCUUGGAUUAGACAGCCUCUUAGGUCCCUUCUAACUUAACAUCUCUGAUUCUAUGAGUGAUGAUUUUGAAUAGGAGAAAGUCUUUGUAAUUGACACACUCAUACAAUUCAUUCUUCUCUUCCUCAUCCUAAUAACAGAGGCUCACCUGGAGAAUUGCUCUAAACCUCAGACUCCCAAAGGAAGGCUUAUAUCUAUAUGAAAUAUGGUGUGUCCAGAUUAACACAAAGGUUAUCUUCUUAAAACUGGUGAGCAAAAAAGUCCAUUUAAUCUCAUCCUAUAAUCAAUGUAAUCAUAUCCUCUAUAUGUACCCUCAAAGUAAAUUUGACUGAGUCUUUUAUCUAUGCUUUCCCUAAGUAUGAGUCACAAAUUCAAAAAUUCACAUUAAUAUGUUAGUAGUACAAAACAAUAGCUCCUUCUUUAGAAAUGAGCUGCUAAAAAUAAAAUUCAGCUUCCAUUUUUUUUGCACUUCAGUUUAUCUGCAUCUUGAAGCACCAUCCCAUACUUUAUUCACGCUAUUAAAAUGAAAAAUAAUGUCACUAUUUCCAGUUUAAAUCUGAUGUAUCUAAGAUUUAACACUUGUGUAUGUUUUAUUAUUAUUGAGAAAGUCUCCCAGUGCCUAUGCAGCUCUCAGGUCAUAAGUUAGAUGCCUGUGCAGCUGCAUUCCCUUUUCCAGGCCACCAGGGUUCUACUGUAUAUAUGAAGUUUCCAACUUGUUUGUGUAAUGGAAAUUAGUUCAUCUUCAACUUUAUAAUUGACUGAUGAAUGUACUGGUGAUUGUGAAUUCACCUCUAAAAUACCUUUGUGCCAUUUGCUCCCUUCAGCCUUUCCUUUGAGCACCUCUAGAACUGACUAAUAUUUUCCUAUCUCUACACAAAUAAAUUGUCACCAAAUAAAGAAAAUAAAAUAUCUUCACAAAUAAAUUAAGGUUUGGGACUUUUCCCCAAACUUUAAAGUCAUUUGAUAAAUAAGAGAAUGAGUAUGAUCUGUGCUGUUUUUAGUGAAACUUACAGUCUCUGGAACAGCAGUCCCAAAGUAGAUGGAGCCUCAAUCUUAAUGACUCCAUAAAAGGGUAGAAUGACAAACUGUAUUCCUUCUCUCUCAACUCUUGAUUAGAAAAUGCUAUACAGGUGGACCAAAUCAGCACCCUUCUUGUCAGAACUAGCCAAAUUAAAGAAUCCAUAUUCUCUUGAUCUGGUUUUCUAAACAUAAUCUUAAGGGAAACAUAAAUCCUUUAUUUUUCCACUUUAAUGCCUAUUAGAUUAUAACUACAUCAAGGUAAACAAAAACAUCUGUAAUUAUUUGACAGCAACAAGACACAAUCUUCCCUUUUUAAUCAUUAAAUGCUAAUAAUUAGGGCCUACAAGUCACUGGAAAGCAUUUUUUAAAAUGUUUUUCAUUUUCAUUGUGGUUCCCCUCCCCCCUUUUUAUAUCAUUUUGGUACCAGUAUAAGGAUACCUGGGUGGCCUAUUAAAUCAAGCCCCUCAUAAAGCUACACAGCAUCCUAUGCAGUCCAUUUAAAAUGGCCUACAGCUGAGAGUAAGUCAGAAAGCAACCUUGAGUUGUUUAUUAUUUUUAUCCCCUUCUUGGAGUACUCAGCAUGAGGCCAAUGAGAGCUAUCCUUUGCUACCGGUAACUAAGGAGAACAGAUAGGUGAAUUUCACCAUUCCACAUCUCUAAGUCAUCUCUCUCUAAGCCAUUUCUGCUCAUCAUUACCCCAAGUAGGAGCACUCUAAAGGUGGAGAGGAGAAUAUCCAAAUUCUAAUGUUUUUGCCAUAUACUGAUAUGUACCCAGAAACAGCUAUGUCCUAAAUUAAUGGCUUUAAUCUGUUCAUUGUAAAAAGUGCCUUGGACUUCAAACUAAAGAGGUCGGUAUAAAUAUGUACAUAUGCGUGUGUGUAUAUGUAGGCAAAUAUACAUACAUAUAGACACACACAUAUACCUGCAGUCAUAUAUAAUAUAGUCAUACAUAUAUCAUAUAAAAGCUUCAUAAUCUACCAUAUUUCUCUACGCAGUUCCAUUUCUUUUGUCUGGUCCUAUGUUCAUUUGUUGAGAGAGACCUCACCAUAGAGAGGUCCUAUUCAGUACAGUAAUGUAUUAUUAUUAUUAUUUUUGUUUUUGUUUUUUACUUUUUAUUAAAAAGGUAAA